Thrips palmi is the source of this 5784-nucleotide messenger RNA. RefSeq names its product toll-like receptor 6 (gene Toll-6). The record is from RefSeq and is a predicted model, not a curated record. NCBI's taxonomy places the organism in Eukaryota, Metazoa, Arthropoda, Insecta, Thysanoptera, Thripidae. Gene Ontology annotation, biological process: signal transduction. The annotation marks the transcript as partial. Gene Ontology annotation, molecular function: protein binding. The transcript has a single exon.
GCCGCCCUCUGCGCCGUGGCCGUCCUGGUGGCCGUGGCCGCGGACGUGGCCGUGCCGGGCGGCGCUAGCGCGGCGGCCCUGCUGCCCCCGCACCACCAGGCCGCCGAGCCGGCCCCGCCGUCGCUGCGCUACGAGGCCCCCAACGACUGCCAGUGGUGGGUGCGCGACAACGUCCAGGACGAGGUGUCGCUGGCCUGCAAGCUGCGCACCAUCAACUCCGAGUUCGACAAGACCAACUUCAGCGUCAUCCCGUCGGAGCACACCACGUCGCUACGCAUUGAAUGCAGUGACGCGCUCAUGUCACGCAGCUCGCUAGACGACCGCGGCUUCUCGCACCUCGUCCGGCUCCGCGAGCUCAUCCUGGAGAGCUGCAAGUUGGCCAAGUGGCCACGCGGCGUGCUGUCCGGGCUGUGGGACCUCCGCAACCUGACCGUCAACACCCGCAACACCGACUGGACCGACAUGAGCCUCGAGCUGGCGGCCGGCAGCUUCGAGGCCGUGCCCAAGCUCGAGCGCCUCGACCUGAGCUACAACAACAUCUGGUCGCUGCCGGACAGCCUGUUCUGCCCGCUCAGCAACCUGGUCAGUCUCAACAUGAGCCACAACAGGCUGCAGGACGUCGGCGAGCUGGGCUUCCGCGAGAAGACGCCGCCGGCCCUGCCGCUCAUCAGCUCGCCCGAGCAGGCCGACGUGGCCACCAUCGCCACCGCGCUGCGCCCGUCCUCCGUGUCCUGCCUGCUGGACGUGCAGGUCCUGGACGCCUCCUUCAACCACUUCGUGCUCAUCCCGGCCAACGGCUUCAGCCUGCUGCGCCGCGUGCGCGAGCUGCACCUCCAGAACAACGAGAUAUCCAUGGUGACGGACCGCGCGCUCGCCGGCCUCAAGAACCUGCAGGUCCUGGACCUGUCCAACAACAAGAUCGUCGCGCUGCCCGGCGACAUGUUCCGCGAGUGCGCCGACGUGGUCAAGGAGAUCUACCUGCAGAACAACUCCAUCAGCGUCCUGGCGCCGGGUCUGUUCGGCGGCCUGGAGCAGCUCCUGGCCCUGGACUUGUCCAGGAACCACCUGUCAAGUGCCUGGAUUAACUCAGGUACCUUCUCAGGUCUGAUCCGGCUUGUGCUGCUCAACCUGUCCCACAACCGCAUCUCCAAGCUCGAGCCCACCCUGUUCAAGGACCUGUACACCCUGCAGAUCCUGAACCUGGAGCACAACCAGUUGCACACUAUUCCGGCCGAGACGUUCGCCCCCAUGAACAACUUGCACACUCUUAUCCUGUCGUACAACCUCAUCAAGUACCUGGACGCCUACUCCUUGAACGGACUGUACGUGCUGAGCCUGCUGUCGCUCGACAACAACGUCAUGGAGAGCACCCACCCCGACGCCUUCAGGAACUGCAGCAGCCUGCAGGACCUGAACCUGAACGGCAACGCCCUGACCUCGGUGCCCCUGUCCCUCAAGGACAUGCGCCUGCUGCGCACGGUCGACCUCGGCGAGAACUCCAUCACGAGCCUGGACGAGCCCGGCUUCAAGGGAAUGACCAACCUGUACGGCCUGCGGCUCAUCGGCAACCAGCUGACCAACAUCAGCAAGAAGUCGUUCGUGGAGCUGCCGUCGCUGCAGAUUCUGAAUCUGGCGCGAAACAAGAUCAAGCAGGUGGAGAAAGGGGCGUUUGACACCAACAGCAACCUGCAGGCCAUCCGGCUCGACGCCAACGUCAUCACGGACAUCACGGGCCUGUUCGUGGACGUCAACAGCCUGCUCUGGCUCAACAUUUCUGACAACCACCUGGAGUGGUUUGACUACGCCCUGGUGCCCCGCGGGCUGCAGUGGCUCGACCUGCACAAGAACCACAUCACAGAGCUCGGCAACCACAACGGUCUGGACUCGGAGCUGCGGCUGCAAACUUUGGACGCAAGUUUCAACAAACUGACACGCGUCACUGCCGCCACCAUUCCCAACAGUGUAGAGCUGCUGUUCCUCAACGACAACCUGAUCCAGAGCGUCGAGUCCCAGACGUUCGUCGGCAAGGUGAACCUGACCCGGGUCGACCUGUACGCCAACCAGAUCGUCAGCAUGGACCUUAACGCCCUGCAGCUGACCGUCGUGGACAAGGACCGGCCGCUGCCCGAGUUCUACAUCGGCGGCAACCCCUUCCAGUGUGACUGCACCAUGGAGUGGCUGCAGCGCAUCAAUAAACUGGACCACCUCCGCCGGCACCCGCGCGUCAUGGACCUGGAGAGCAUCUACUGCAAGCUGCUGUACAACCGCGACCGCACCUUCAUCCCCCUGGUGGAGGCCGAGCCGUCCCAGUUCCUGUGCACCUACAAGACCCACUGCUACCCGCUGUGCCACUGCUGCGACUACGACGCCUGCGACUGCGAGAUGACGUGCCCGUCGAACUGCACCUGCUACCACGACCAGUCCUGGUCCGCCAACGUGGUCGAGUGCUCCGGCGCCGGCUACACCGAGAUGCCCAGCCGCAUCCCCAUGGACGCCACCGAGGUCUACCUGGACGGCAACAACUUCGGCGAGCUGUCCAGGCACGCCUUCAUCGGCCGCAAGAACUUAAAGGUGCUGUACGCGAACAACUCCAACAUCGCCGCCAUCCACAACAACACCUUCGGCGGGCUGCGGCGGCUGUCCGUCCUGCACCUGGAGAACAACCACAUCCAGGAGCUGCUGGGCUUCGAGCUGACCUCCUUGGAGGACCUGCGCGAGCUGUACCUGCAGGCCAACAAGAUCCACCACAUCGACAACCGCACCUUCCUGGGCCUGUCCAAGCUGGAGGUGCUCCGUCUGGAGGGCAACCGGCUCGUGGCCUUCCCCGUGUGGCAGCUCAGCCUCAACCCCUACCUGGUGAACAUCGGCCUGGGCGACAACGAGUGGUCUUGCGACUGCCUGUACAUCCAGAACUUCCAGUCCUGGCUCAUGGACAACCUCAACAAGACCUCGGAGCCGCACCGCAUCGGCUGCGUGUUCAACGGGCGGCGCGUGGGGCCGUCCUUCGCCAGCCUCAACGCCACGUCCUGCGCGGCCUUCACGGGGGGCUCGCCGUCGCUGGCCGACCCGCUCAUCAACGACUACCUGCCGCUGGUGCUGGUGACGCUGUGCGUGUUCGCGGCCUGCUCCUUCCUGCUGUGCGUGGCCUUCUUCUACCGGCGCGAGCUCCGCGUGUGGGUGUACUACCGCUGCGGCCUGCGCAUGUGCUACAAGACGACGGCCUUCGACGAGGAGCAGGACCGCGACCGCCUGUUCGACGCGUACGUCAGCUACAGCAUCAAGGACGAGGCCUUCGUCAGCCAGGUGCUGUCGUCCGGCCUGGAGCAGGGCGACCCGUCCUACCGCCUGUGCCUGCACUACCGCGACUUCAACGUGAGCGCCUACGUGGCGGACACCAUCGUGGAGGCCGUCGAGUCCUCGCGGAGGACCAUCAUGGUGCUGUCGCAGAACUUCCUGCACUCGGAGUGGUGCCGCUUCGAGUUCAAGUCGGCGCUGCACGAGGUGCUCAAAGACCGGCGGCGGCGCCUCAUCGUGGUGCUGCUGGGCGAGCUGCCGCAGAGGGACCUGGACCCCGACCUGCGGCUCUACCUCAAGACCAACACCGUCAUCGAGUGGGGCGACCGGCUGUUCUGGCAGAAGCUGCGCUUCGCCAUGCCGGACGUGAAGCGAAGCGGGGGCGGCGGGCGCGGCGCCACGCGGCCGCACCACCACCACCCCCGGGCCGCCGUCAACCUGUACUCGGCCACCACGCCGCUGCACUUCGAGCGGCCCCCCAUCCCCCCGCCCCCCAACGUGCACGGGCCGGGCGGCAAGGUGCCGCCGGUACCGCCCGCCUUCCUGCGCCAGGCCAACAACCUGACGCUGCAACACCAAAGACACCCGCCCCACCAACCCCUGUGGGCGUAGCCUAGCGCCGCGUAGCGUAUUGCGGGUACUAAUUCGCCCCAGGUAAGGCUGUACCAACUGCCCCCAGUGGUGCACGUGGAAGGGGAGCGGUGAGAAAAAGACUCUAGGCCAGAGAUUAUGUUUUCUACAAGACAUUUCCUUCGCCUUCUAUCCAGUCAUUAGUGUAACUUGGCUAAAAAUCUUAGGCUGUGAACUGCAAAAUAUUCCUAUCUUUUUUUGUAUGUGAUGUUCGUGUUUGUUGUGGUUGUGUAGUUGAGAGUGUGUGUGGAACGCCCUCCGAUACUCUGCAAACACAAAAGACUUUUUUGUAAGUGAAAGGGGUAGGAUGAAUGUAUGCAUGUGUGAGUGUGUGUCUGCGUGAGUGCGUGUGUGUGAGAGUGAGCGAGCAUGUGCGAGUGAGGAACAAAGGCCGAGAAAGAAAGUGGGCAGUGGUGCCUGGGCCCCGCCGCCCCGCCCCAGCCACAGUGGAGGUGGCGUGAGAACUAAUAGUCUGUUAACCCCUGCCGCCCCGCCCGGCCCGUUUCUUUAAUUGCUAAUGUUCUGGCGGCCAACAAAAUGCGACUCACAGUAUGAACUGCAGUGAGUCUCACUUUGUUGGUCACAUGAUCGCAGGUGUAAAAUGGCUAAUGAAUUAGUAGUUAUUUUGUUGUGGUUUCUCUCCAUGUUUUUGUUCAGGGUUGAGCAAAUUGUUUCUUUUUUGUGAGAAUCAGGGAAACCUUACUCUCUCAUGAAAACAGCCCGGUAGAAAAAUUGACUUAGUCAAUAUAAUUGUUUCAUUCAUUCAUGAGAGAGCUCUGAGUUACCAAUAGGCUUAAAAGACAAUUAUUUAAUUAUUUGUUCUUGUUAUUUUUUGUGUUUUGUUUGAAAGCAAUGAUACGUGGUGGACUUUUUUGAUUGCUAGCUCUGUUUUGUUUUGUUAAAUCAUCGAGUCCUAAGUCCAAUUUCGAAUUAUGAACUGUGGUAAAUUUCCUUAAUGACAGUAUCGUCGGGUUACACGGUAUAUUUGUAAGAACCGCUUUAUCUUUUUCAAAUAAUCCACCACACGAAACUCUAGAAUUUUUUAUCAUCGAAUAUUUUGGUCAGAAGGUACUUGCAAAAAUUAUUUGUAGAGACGUGCCAUAUUCUGUUCUUGCUUUUACAUUUUGUACUUAACAGUAAUUGUUUAGAACACGACUGAAUUUAUGAGAUAUACUUGAGUUGGAGCACUAAUUAUUUGCAUUUAUGAGUUCAUGUUGUUCAUAGUAAAAUUUUGCUCAUAUUAUGUUGCGAUUGUGAAUCUUACUAAUAAUGUCUCCUCACUUAAGAAAGAGUGGAAACCAAAGUUUUCAGUGUAACAUGCAUUUCAGAAAAAGGACCAGUGUAAUAGGGCAGCGUCAAAAAAUAAAACUAGCACUCAGCUCACAACUGAUUGAGUGGAUGACAGGUGUCAAUCCGAUUUUGGUUCUAGAUUGAGCAAUAUUUGUCAACAGUUACUCUGUUAUAGUUAGUUCAAAAUUAUAACUAUUCCAUUUGUAAAUGGGCUCACUAGAGCUUAUUACUAUAUAGUAAGCACAACUUCAGUCAUUUACAUUUAUCCUGGUUAAGACCUACGGCUUGUAAAGAAUGGAUUUGCGAAAGACUGAUUUGACUCUGAAAUCUAAUGGUAAAAUGCUUUUAGAUUAUGACUGUUUUUAUUCUGCUGACAUGGAUUUUGUCAAUGAAUGCUGGCUGACCCGUUGUUAAAUCAUAAUUGGAGGUGAGGUACUUUCAAUAAUUGUCCUCUCAGACCAUGGGAUACUGAUAUGAUUCAUAAAUUAUUCUAAAGUAAGACUUAAGAGCAUUGCAUUAUUUAUUUUUGUAUCAAAUAAGAAAAAUAUAAAUCGUUAAUACUAUGUCGAA